AUACUAGGUGCCACAGAAACCUAUCUUUUAACAGCAAUGGCCUUUGACCGCUUCAUAGCCAUAUGCAACCCUUUAAGGUAUCCAUCCAUAAUGACUAUCAUAUCUUGUUUUGAGUUGGCAGCUUGCUGUUGGGUUAUUGGCUUCCUUGGACCUUUAACACAAAUCAUUUUGUUGUCUCGUCUUAUUUUCUGUGGUCCAAACAGAGUUGAACAUAUCUUCUGUGACUUUAAUCCAGUGAUGAAUUUGGCCUGUUCAGAUAUUUCACUUAAUGUUAGGGUUAAUUUUGCCAUCAAUUCCUUUCUUCUUUUUCUUGCUUUCACUUGUAUUAUUCUAUCCUAUUUUAAAAUAAUUUCCACUGUGUUAAAAAUAAAGUCAGCAGAGGGCAGAAAAAAAGCAUUUUCUACAUGUGGAGCUCAUUUGACAGUGGUCUUUCUUUUUUUUGGUAGUGCGAGUUUUAUGUAUGUUAGACCAAUCAAAACAAACUCUGCAAACUAUGACCGCCUAAUGGCUGUGAUUUACUCAGUUUUAACACCAAUGUGCAAUCGAGUAAUUUAUAGCUUAAGGAAUCAAGAAAUUAGACGAGUACUGAGAAAGAAGGUGAAACUCUUUUUUAAGUCGCAAACCUUUUUAAACAAAAGUGAUCUUGCAAAAUUACACAACGUGGAUCUGUCCCUUGGUGGAUCUAUUUUCAGGACACCUCUUUAA
Nanorana parkeri is the source of this 705-nucleotide messenger RNA. RefSeq names its product olfactory receptor 6N2-like. Gene Ontology annotation, biological process: G protein-coupled receptor signaling pathway. Lineage: Eukaryota; Metazoa; Chordata; Amphibia; Anura; Dicroglossidae. Gene Ontology annotation, cellular component: membrane. The transcript has 3 exons. The record is from RefSeq and is a predicted model, not a curated record. The annotation marks the transcript as partial. Gene Ontology annotation, molecular function: G protein-coupled receptor activity; olfactory receptor activity.